Molecule: messenger RNA, 2209 nt
Organism: Pogona vitticeps (central bearded dragon)
Lineage: Eukaryota; Metazoa; Chordata; Lepidosauria; Squamata; Agamidae
Biological process (GO): SCF-dependent proteasomal ubiquitin-dependent protein catabolic process
Cellular component (GO): SCF ubiquitin ligase complex
Source: RefSeq, a predicted model, not a curated record
UUUAGUUCAAGAACACCUGGGGACCCAAGGUUCAAAAUCACUUCUCUUGACUGAGAAUAUUUUCCCCCCUGAAAAUAUUAGAUGCAGGGAGGAUAGAGGUUAUGCUUUUACAUAUCACGUGAUGGAACUGCAUCUGUGCUGCUCGUAUCUGAGGAGAAAAGUUAAUAAAAAAUAAAAUAAAAUGCUAUCUACCUACCUAUUAUACUUCUGAGUCUGUAUUAGUUACCCCAAAACACACCUGAAAGGCUUUGGCUUCCUGCAUCCUCUUAUCACCUGGUUCUCUCCAUCCAUUUGCUGCUCAACAUAUAACCAUUUCACUUUCCUUGGCAAAAAUGUUUUUUAGUUCAGGAGGCUACUCUCCCACCAGCCGUUCCAGUCGCAAAGUUUUAUAUAAAGUCAACUCCUUGAGGGAGGACUUUUUGCUUAACUCGCUUCUGCGGAGGUGGAGGGUUGGAAGGGCUGUUGAGGCUGAACCUAGAAGGAGUCUCAUUUUCUCAGCAAACAGGGUCUCCAUGCCUAAGAGAAAGAGUGUCCACUCACUCGAGAGGCUGUGCCUGGAUAAUGUGGUGAGGAAUAUAGAGCGUGUCUGGGUCAAGGAUUACACUGUGGACAACUACCUGCAUCUGUAUCCUUGCCGCUACACUGUGGGACCUUUCAGUGUUUUGGCUGGCCCCCUCCUCCAGAAACUGAUCCAGUUAAUGGGGGAAAGAAAACUCUUGACCUCUUCCCUGCUGCAUUCACUGCUUUUGCCACAACUGAAAGAGCUCAACCUGAACAUGUGCCCAAACCUGGUCAGUGAGCAUAUCGCCCACAUUAUUGCAGUGCGCUGCAAGAAUUUGUCCUCACUGGAUCUCCGUGGCUGUAACCGGAUCCCUGCAAGUGCUCUGGCCGACCUGGUGAAAAGCUUGCCCCGUCUCAUAAAAUUAGCCCUGGCAGAGACACAGUGCGAUACCCAAGUGUUGUCAAGGGUGGGCUCCUGUUGCUUCCAGCUUCGUGAGCUAGACAUCAGUGCCUGUGAAAGAGUGACCCCAGAUUCCCUCCUUCAUCUUGCCUAUGACCCCACCGCGAGGUCCUUCCGCUGCUCAGCAUUACAGAUCCUUGAGGUAUGUGGUCUGGAGUCCCACUCUGUCAGGCCAGACGUGCUUUGUGCCCUGGUUUUUGUGCUUCUGGCACUGCCCAACCUGAAGUUCUUGAUUCACGAUUCUCUGGCAAAGGCAGUGUGUUUGAUCUACCGCCAGCAGUUUGACGGGGCCUGGGUGGUCCCUGGAUUUCCCUCCCUCAGAGAGCUGGCAAGGCGCAGGAUGUCCACCUCCACAAAUGAAGGGAGUUCUAGACUCACGCUGGCCCUCAGGGAAAUAUAUGGAGUGAAUGAGACCUCCUGGCCGAUGGCCUGUGCUGUGUGUCCACAUUUGGAAGAAGCUUCUUUUGUUAUAACACGAAGCUUUGAUUUGGGCCAAAGCUGCCUGUCGUGGCGCCAUCUUGUCCGUCUGACUAUCAACUGCAGCGAAAGGCGGGACCUGAGGGAUCUUUUACCAGUGACAGCCAGCCUUGGGGCCCAGCUUCAAACCCUCUCCUUUGAUGGAUUCUCCUUGGAAGAUGGAUUAUCUUUCCACACACUGCUGACUCACUGCCAAAAUCUUCAGAAUUUUAGGGCAUUUUUGGUCUCUGCAGAGAGUGGUAGCCAUGGGUGGGUGCCAAAGAAUGAGGCCUCAGACUGGUGCUUCAGCCUCCCUCCCCUCAAUUUCCCUCAUUUGUGUGACUUUUCCCUGAUGUAUUCCUCUCAGCACAACAGGGCACUGGAACAAAGUCUUAUAUCCUUGCUUAGACAUUCUCCAUGUCUGGAAAUCUUGGAUCUCCUCUGUUUACCAUUCUCCGUGGACGAAGUGUUCCGGAAAGUGCUGGCACCCCCUGGAACUCCCCUGCGACAACUCAGUGAGCUCUCACUAAUUCAAGAUGAAGUGUCCGUUCACACUGUCAACUUGCUGUUGUCAUCAGAAAAUAACCUGAGAUACCUCAGGCUGGACACAUGCUUGGGCAUCUCCAAGAUGGAGUACGAAGAGGUUGUACAGAGAGUCAACAGGGAGGGUCUUGAUGUGCAUAUUGUGUGGGAAUGAAAAGCCCUCUCCUCCAGCCUAGAAUAGCAAGUCCACUUCUGCUGGGAUCAAGACAUGUUGUGUGUGUGUUUUAAUAAAUGUUGGUUCAGAUAAUA